Messenger RNA from Drosophila bipectinata, 1266 nucleotides. RefSeq names its product DUF1676 domain-containing protein Osi20 (gene Osi20). Gene Ontology annotation, cellular component: membrane. The record is from RefSeq and is a predicted model, not a curated record. NCBI's taxonomy places the organism in Eukaryota, Metazoa, Arthropoda, Insecta, Diptera, Drosophilidae.
GACAAAUGAUCCAACAUUGUCGUCGCAUCGACUCCGCAGUGAACACUACGCGCUCUGGUAGUGUAAUAUAAAUUUAAUAUUUUAAUUAAUAAAUAGGAACCACAAUGGCCUUCCGUUUCACGUCCUUGUUCGCGUUCGGUUGUGUGCUGCUUUUGGCGGCAUCCGCCUCCGUUUCGGGAGCUGCCAUCGACAAUGCGGUGACCCCGCGGAUCCACAGCUCCGACGAGCUGAUCUCGACCAUUGUGGAUAAGUGCUUCCAUGCCAAUGCCAUGCAUUGCCUCAAGGAGAAGGUGCUCAGCUACCUGGACACGGUGGCUAAUGUGGAGGAUGAGGUUAGCGGUCGUGCCCUAAGCGACGACGUCAUCGACAAGGUGAUUGUGGACCGUGUGGGCCGCAUUCUGAACACCAACGAGAUGAGGCUGCAGCUGCCACAGACCUUCUUCGCCGGAUCCGUGAUGACCUACCGCUCGGACCGUGGCUUCGACCUGGAGCUCCCCAAGGAGGAGGGCCGUGCCGAGAAAAAGAACAAGGACAAGCUCUUCCUGCCCCUGCUGCUGUUGAUGAAACUGAAGCUGAAGGUGGUCAUGCCCAUCCUGCUGGCUCUGAUCGGUCUGAAGGCCACCAAGGCUCUAAUCCUGUCCAAGAUCGCCAUCAAGCUGGUGCUCGGCUUCCUCAUCUACAACCUCAUCCAGAAGCUCGGCGGCAUGAAGAUGAACAUGGUGCCCAUGCCAGCCCCGGUUCCGGCCAGCGAAUACGGUGUGCCCAGCACCACUGCCUCCUCCUAUGACCCCAGCAGCUGGGAACCCAUGAGCGGAGGUCCCUAUGCCCGUUGGGACUCGCAGAACCUGGCCUACAGCUCCUACCACCCCAGCAGCUCGUCCUCGUACUCCUCUGGCUCCUCCUCGGGAUCCACCAGCUCCUCCAGCUACAGCUCGUCCUCCUAAAUCAGCAGGACUACAGCUAUUGUACAUAUCAAGGAUAAUUAGUGACUCUUGCCCCGGCGAGAUCACUGCGAGUCGCACAGACCAAAUGGAACCGGAACCUGCCCAGGCCAUACAUUUAGUUGUUAAGGGUUAAGCAUGCGAGAGUUUUAGCCAUUCUUCAGCUGUUACCACUCCCCCUCUUAGCCUCAUUUUCACAGCAUUCCAAUAUUCUUUUUCCCAUUCACUCUUCCCUGCACUAUACUUUCGUUCUUUUUGUCACCAAUCGACCAAAAAUCAAACUGAAUUGAAUUAUUAUUUAUUUAAUUUAUUAAAAAUGCAAAAA